Lycium barbarum (goji berry) is the source of this 644-nucleotide messenger RNA. RefSeq lists its product as uncharacterized. Bases 107 to 373 code for a protein of 88 amino acids. The record is from RefSeq and is a predicted model, not a curated record. The transcript has 2 exons. Lineage: Eukaryota; Viridiplantae; Streptophyta; Magnoliopsida; Solanales; Solanaceae.
GCCCGUCAUAAAACUUACUAGUAUAAAAUGGUACCAAAAGGUCUCCAUUAUCAUUAGUUUAACCCUCGUUAUUGAAAUCCGGAAAAACAAAGGCAGAGAAUCGGCGAUGGCGUUGAACAACGGCUUGCGUUCGUGUGCAUCAAUUCUCUCCAAAACCGUGAAGAGAGAGUUCCACUCAACAGGUGUUAAGAGAAUGGGAGGUCAUGGACAUGAUGAACCUUUUUACCUUCACGCAAAGCACAUGUACAACUUGGACAGGAUGUCACACCAGAAGCUGAAGAUGACUGUUGGUGUCUGGUCUGCAGUCGCCAUUGGUGUUAUAGUCCCAGUUUAUGCAGUCAUCUUUCAGCAAAAGAAAACUGCUUCGGGCUAGAUCAUCAUGUUAUUGCGUCUCCACCACAAUAAUGUUGUCCCUGGAGUUUCCAUGUCUGAAGAUGAUGUGCUUGAACCUACUGAAUUAGAGCAUUAAAUAGCUUUCAGUUUGGGCUUUAGCUUUAGCCUGGUGUGGUUGCUUUUCUUGUUUCCGUUUGGCGACAAUGUUGCUAUGCCUGGUUCGUUAAUAAUAUUUUCUGAAUUUACUGAAACAUCAUCCUGAUUGAAAAUGUUGUGUCUGGUUUAAUAUCCACUUGUGAUUUUCUCUCUAA